UUGCAUCAAGAGACAGGGUGGCCAGAGGAGAGCAGGAAAAGGAAGGAGGGAGGGUGGAACAAAACAAGAGGUGAUGAAGAAGAGGGGGAUGAUGAGGAACGUAAGAAACAAAUAAGCUGACAGUGGAGGGAGGAGAAAUAAGGAGGAUGUUUGAGUGAAAGUUGACAGACUCGAGUGAGGAGAGGCCGAAAAGAAGAGUGAUGAAGAGGAGGAGCACAGGGUGUUGUCACAGAUAAAGGAGCUGCACAAUGGUGCGAUGAGAGAAGCUGCUUGAGCCCAGCAGCAUCAGGUCACCAGCUCUCCUCAGCUCUGGAUGAUGGAUGGUCUGGAGGCUGCAGAGCUCUGCUACCCUCAGCUCCUCAACUCCUCCUGCAGGCGAUCUACUCGUCCUCGCACGGAGGCCCUCCUCCUCUACGCGCUGCUCUCCUCCAUCACCGUGCUCACGAUAGCCCUCAACCUGCUGGUCAUCAUCUCCAUCUCUCACUUCCGCCAGCUCCACACCCCCACCAACCUGCUCCUGCUCUCCCUGGCCGUCUCAGACCUCCUCGUGGGGCUGCUGGUGAUGCCGGUGGAGAUGGUGAGAGUCAUAGAAAGCUGCUGGCGGCUGGGCGAGGUCAUGUGCGCCCUGAUCGACAUCAUCAGCUUCACUCUCACCUCGGCCUCGGUGGGGAACAUGGUGCUCAUCUCCAUCGACCGCUACGUGGCCAUUUGUCACCCUCUGCACUACAACAACAAGAUCACCCGCAGCAGGAUCGAGGUGUGUGUGUGUCUGUGCUGGGCCUGCUCGCUCCUCUACAGCGGGCUGAUCCUGAAGGACCACCUCAGGCAGCCAGACAGACACAGCUCCUGCUACGGGGAGUGUGUGGUGGUGAUCAACUUUGUCUCCGGUGCGGUCGACCUGGUGAUCACUUUCAUCGGCCCGAGCUCGGCCAUCGUCCUACUGUACAUGAGAGUGUUUGUUGUGGCGGUGUCUCAGGCGCGUGCCCUGCGGUCUCAUAUUACAGCUGUUGCAGGCGGUUCAGUGACGGUCACGGCCAAGAGGUCAGAGAGGAAAGCAGCCAGGACUCUGGGUGUGGUCAUACUGGUGUUUUUGAUUACCUUCUGUCCGUACUAUUACCCGUCUCUUGCGGGAGAGGACACCACAAACAGUGCGUUAGCUUGGCCCAUCGUGUCCUGGCUACUGUAUUUUAAUUCCUGUUUGAAUCCACUCAUUUAUGCCUUUUUCUAUCCCUGGUUUAGAAAAUCAAUCAAAAUUAUUGUCACCCUAAAGAUAUUGAAACAGCAUUCCUCUCAGGAAAGUGUACUAUUAAGUCAGAGCAUAAACACAGCCCAGGUGUGA
This is a messenger RNA of Platichthys flesus (European flounder), 1339 nucleotides long. RefSeq names its product trace amine-associated receptor 8b-like. Gene Ontology annotation, biological process: G protein-coupled receptor signaling pathway. Bases 314 to 1339 code for a protein of 341 amino acids. The record is from RefSeq and is a predicted model, not a curated record. The transcript is spliced from 2 exons. Gene Ontology annotation, cellular component: membrane. NCBI's taxonomy places the organism in Eukaryota, Metazoa, Chordata, Actinopteri, Pleuronectiformes, Pleuronectidae. Gene Ontology annotation, molecular function: trace-amine receptor activity.